Messenger RNA from Brassica rapa (field mustard), 3154 nucleotides. Its product is annotated as pre-mRNA-splicing factor SYF1. Gene Ontology annotation, molecular function: protein binding. The record is from RefSeq and is a predicted model, not a curated record. Gene Ontology annotation, biological process: generation of catalytic spliceosome for first transesterification step; mRNA splicing, via spliceosome. NCBI's taxonomy places the organism in Eukaryota, Viridiplantae, Streptophyta, Magnoliopsida, Brassicales, Brassicaceae. Gene Ontology annotation, cellular component: U2-type catalytic step 2 spliceosome; Prp19 complex; post-mRNA release spliceosomal complex.
UUUAAUUUUGGUUUGGUUAGUUAUAAAUCUACAACACUUGACUAAACUCUCAUCCUUUCUCUUCCUUUCCCCAACCCUAAAAAAAACCUUCACGCCGGGGAGAAAAAAAGCAACAACUUCCACCGUCGUCUGCUGCUCCUCACCACCGCGCCGUCGAAAAUCGACCUCAACCCAUUACCAAGUAAGCUUCCUUCUCUCAUCGUAGAUCUAAAGCUAUGGCCAUCUCCCAAGAUCUCUACCCUUCCCAAGAAGACCUCGUCUACGAGGAAGAGAUCCUCCGAAACCCCUUCAGCCUCAAGCUCUGGUGGCGCUACCUCAUCUCCAAAUCCGACUCCCCCUUCAAGAAACGCUUCGUCAUCUACGAGAGAGCCCUCAAGGCCCUCCCCGGAAGCUACAAGCUCUGGCACGCUUACCUCCGCGAGAGGCUCGAGAUCGUUCGUAACCUCCCCGUCACUCACCCUCACUACGACUCCCUCAACAACACCUUCGAGAGAGGCCUCGUGACUAUGCACAAGAUGCCUAGGAUCUGGGUUAUGUAUCUCCAGACGCUUACCUCCCAGAGGCUUGUCACUAGGACGAGGAGGACGUUUGAUCGUGCGCUUUGUGCGUUGCCUGUGACUCAGCACGAGAGGAUCUGGGAGCCGUAUCUUGUCUUUGUGGGGCAGGAGGGUGUCCCCAUUGAGACCUCGCUUAGAGUUUAUCGUAGGUACUUGAUGUAUGAUCCUUCUCAUAUUGAGGAGUUUAUUGAGUUUCUGUUGAAGUCUGCGCGUUGGCAAGAGGCUGCGGAGAGGUUGGCUUUUGUUUUGAAUGAUGAUCAGUUUUACUCUAUUAAAGGGAAGACUAAGCAUAAGCUGUGGAUGGAGCUUUGUGAGCUUCUUGUGCGUCAUGCUAAUGAGAUCUCGGGGUUGAAUGUGGAUGCUAUUAUUAGAGGAGGGAUUAGGAAGUUUACCGACGAGGUUGGGAUGCUGUGGACGUCUCUUGCGGAUUAUUACAUUAGGAAGAACUUGCUUGAGAAGGCUAGGGAUGUUUAUGAGGAGGGGAUGAUGAAGGUUGUGACUGUGAGGGACUUUAGUGUUAUAUUCGAUGUGUAUUCGAGGUUUGAGGAGAGUACGGUUGCUAAGAAGAUGGAGAUGAUGAGUUCGAGUGAUGAGGAAGAAGAUGAGGAUGUGGAGGAGGAGGAGGAGGAGGAUGUGAGGCUUAACUUUUCUUUAUCCGUGAAGGAGCUGCAGAGGAAGAUUCUGAACGGGUUUUGGCUGAACGAUGAUAACGAUGUUGAUCUGAGGUUGGCUCGCUUGGAGGAGCUGAUGAACAGAAGACCUGCGUUAGCUAAUAGUGUCCUCCUUAGGCAGAACCCACACAACGUUGAGCAGUGGCAUCGGAGGGUUAAAAUCUUCGAGGGAGACGCAGCGAAGCAGAUUCUCACUUACACAGAAGCAGUGAGGACUGUGGAUCCUAUGAAGGCCCUUGGGAAGCCUCACACCUUGUGGGUUGCGUUUGCUAAAUUGUAUGAAGACCACAAAGACUUGGUCAACACUAGAGUGAUUCUUGACAAGGCGGUUCAAGUGAACUACAAGACAGUAGACCAUCUCGCCAGCGUCUGGUGCGAAUGGGCUGAAAUGGAGCUGAGGCACAAGAAUUUCAAAGGAGCGUUGGAGCUGAUGAGGCGUGCUACGGCUGUGCCAACGGUAGAAGUCAAAAGGAGAGUGGCUGCUGAUGGGAACGAGCCGGUUCAGAUGAAGCUGCACAGGUCCUUGAGGCUUUGGUCCUUUUACGUUGAUUUGGAGGAGAGUCUUGGAACGCUGGAGUCGACGAGAGCUGUCUAUGAGAAGAUAUUGGAUUUGAGGAUAGCUACGCCGCAGAUCAUUCUGAACUAUGCUUACCUUCUCGAGGAGAAUAAGUACUUUGAAGAUGCUUUCAAGGUGUAUGAGAGAGGUGUGAAGAUAUUCAAGUAUCCUCAUGUGAAAGACAUAUGGGUUACUUAUCUUACAAAGUUCGUCAAGAGAUAUGGGAAGGCAAAGCUGGAGCGGGCCAGAGAGUUGUUUGAGCAUGCUGUUUCAAUGGCUCCAUCAGAUGCUGUCAGGACCUUAUACCUUCAGUACGCCAAGCUAGAAGAGGACUAUGGUCUGGCCAAGCGAGCCAUGAAAGUUUACGAAGAAGCCACCAAGAAGGUUCCAGAAGGCCAGAGGCUGGAGAUGUACGAGAUAUACAUUUCCCGUGCAGCAGAGAUCUUUGGUGUCCCAAGAACGAGAGAGAUAUACGAGCAAGCAAUAGAAUCUGGACUUCCACACAAGGAUGUGAAGAUCAUGUGCAUAAAGUUUGCAGAGCUGGAGAGAAGUCUGGGAGAGAUUGAUCGUUCUCGUGCAGUCUACAAGUACGCCUCUCAGUAUGCUGAUCCGAGAUCCGACCCGGAGUUCUGGAACAAGUGGCACGAGUUUGAGGUGUUGCAUGGGAAUGAAGACACGUAUAGAGAGAUGCUUAGGAUCAAGAGAAGUGUCUCCGCAAGUUACAGUCAGACUCAUUUCAUUCUGCCGGAGAACAUGAUGCAAAAGGACAAGAUAGAUGUGGAGGAGGCUAAAGACGAGCUGAAGAAAGCGGGUUUGCCAGAUGAUGAAAUGGCGGCUCUGGAGAGGCAGCUCAUGGCGGCGCCAAUGUCUACCACGGUUACAUCUAAGGACGGUGGGAGAAGAGUCGGGUUUGUGAGCGCAGGAGUCAUCUCGCAGUCAGGUGAGAAUGCUGGGAAGCCUGUGACAGGGAAUGGAGAAGAUAUUGAGCUUCCGGAUGAAGAUGAGUCUGAUGGAGAUGACAAUGUAGAGAUUGCUCAGAAAGAGGUUCCUGCUGCUGUGUUUGGAGGACUUGCUAGAAAGAGAGAGGAAGAUGGUAAAGAAGCUGAGGAAGACGGUGCAGGGAAGACUCUGGGUGCGCUAGAGAGGAUAAAGAGGCAGAAGCUAGCUCAGUGAAUAAAGUCUUGUAGACAAAUGAGUCUUGUGCUACAACAGAUUGGAAUUGUAAUAUCCAGAACAGGAUCUUGGAGUGUCAUGACAAAUUUUUGUACUUUUGUUUCUGUUUCAAUUCCACCAUAUGUUAGUUUACUGCAGAGCUCUCUGUACUCUUUCCAUUUUACCUUCGUCUUUACCAGAAUUACAUCUUCAAUCUA